AUGGUCAAGCCAGGGGGCACCUGCCCUGUUGAAGGUCCCUGCACAACUGCCCGUUGCAUCGUAGAUAUUUGCAGAAUGCCUUAUUUUAUGAGACUUGUUUUCUUCUUGUUUUGCCUGAUGGCCCUUGUGGAGAGCAGAAAGCCCAGGAGGAAGAGAUGGAUAGGGCAGCUGGAAAUGCCCAAGCAAAGUCACUUGUAUAAAAAGAACCCUGACGUGACCAAAAUCCGGCCAGGAAAACCUCAGCCUCUGCUCAGAGUCGAUGACCAUGACUUCACCAUGAGGCCGGCCUUUGGCGGCCCGGCCAUCCCUGUGGGUGUGGACGUGCAGGUGGAAAGCUUGGACAGCAUCUCCGAGGUGGACAUGGACUUCACAAUGACGCUGUACCUGAGGCAUUACUGGAAGGACGAGAGGCUGGCCUUCUCCAGCAGCAGCAACAAGAGCAUGACCUUUGACGGCAGGCUUGUGAAGAAGAUCUGGGUUCCUGAUGUCUUCUUUGUUCACUCCAAGAGGUCCUUCACUCACGACACCACCACUGACAACAUCAUGCUGAGAGUAUUCCCGGACGGCCAUGUGCUCUACAGCAUGAGAAUUACGGUCACCGCCAUGUGCAACAUGGACUUCAGUCAUUUCCCCCUGGACUCCCAGACCUGCUCUUUGGAGCUCGAGAGCUAUGCGUACACAGAUGAGGAUCUGAUGCUGUACUGGAAGAAUGGGGACGAGUCCCUGAAAACGGAUGACAAGAUCUCCUUGUCCCAGUUUCUGAUUCAGAAAUUUCACACAACUUCCAGACUGGCCUUCUACAGCAGCACUGGCUGGUAUAACCGACUCUAUAUCAACUUCACUUUACACCGCCACAUCUUCUUCUUCCUGCUCCAAACCUAUUUCCCCGCCACCCUCAUGGUCAUGCUGUCCUGGGUGUCCUUCUGGAUCGACCACAGAGCUGUGCCUGCCAGAGUCUCACUAGGCAUCAUGACGGUGCUGACCAUGUCAACCAUCAUCACGGGCGUGAAUGCCUCCAUGCCCCGCGUGUCCUACAUCCGGGCCGUGGACAUCUACCUCUGGGUCAGCUUCGUGUUCGUGUUCCUCUCAGUGCUGGAGUACGCGGCUGUCAAUUACCUGACCACAGUGCAGGAGCAGAAGGAACAGAAGUUUCGAGAGAAGUUUCCAUGCGUGUGUGGAAUUCCUCACUCAAGAACCAUGAUGCUGGAUGGAAGUUACAGUGAGUCUGAGGCCAACAGCCUGGCUGGCUACCCAAGAAGCCACAUUCUGCCAGAAGAAGAAAGACAAGACAAAAUCGUGGUCCAUUUGGCCCUUAACAGUGAACUGGCGACCUCUAGAAAGAAAGGCCUUCUCAAAGGCCAAGUGGGGCUCUACAUCUUCCAGAACACCCACGCCAUUGACAAAUACUCCAGGUUGAUAUUUCCAGCCUUCUAUAUAUUUUUCAACCUAAUUUAUUGGUCAGUGUUUGCCUAG
Molecule: messenger RNA, 1473 nt
Organism: Arvicola amphibius (Eurasian water vole)
Lineage: Eukaryota; Metazoa; Chordata; Mammalia; Rodentia; Cricetidae
Gene: Gabrr2
Product: gamma-aminobutyric acid type A receptor subunit rho2
Exons: 9
Coding region: 1-1473 (490 amino acids)
Biological process (GO): monoatomic ion transmembrane transport; signal transduction; nervous system process
Cellular component (GO): neuron projection; GABA-A receptor complex; synapse
Molecular function (GO): extracellular ligand-gated monoatomic ion channel activity; neurotransmitter receptor activity; GABA-A receptor activity
Source: RefSeq, a predicted model, not a curated record